This is a messenger RNA of Miscanthus lutarioriparius, 480 nucleotides long. The record is from the annotation of a GenBank genome assembly. NCBI's taxonomy places the organism in Eukaryota, Viridiplantae, Streptophyta, Magnoliopsida, Poales, Poaceae.
AUGAGGCGCGUCACCGGCCAGGACCCCGCGGUGGCGGCGCACCUGCGCGCCGGCGAGGUGGCGUGCCGGUGGUGGUUCCUGGCGCUGACCGACAGCCGCUAUCCCUCCCCCAGCCCGUAUCUCUCUCCCGAUGUGGCGCCAUCUCCGACAACCAUAGGGUUCGCCGCCGUACUGACACUCAGAUCCCUGCGGUGGACGACUGUAAUCACCGGCCUCCGCACCUUCUUUCAGGGUUUGCGCUCCAGUGCUUGCUACUCCACUGUUUGCCUUCUCCGUGUUGAUCCCUGGGAGGCAUGCUUCAAGCCAACCGCGGCGGCACAGAGGGCUGACUAUGGCAUGUACGGAACGGAACCAAUUGAUCAAAAUGGGUUAUGGCCAUGGAGGUAUGAAGGAGAUGUGCGAAGCGGGCAACAACGACGACGAGAGGGAACACCUCCUGCGCGGUUAAGAACAAUGGCUUCCAGCGAGGGCCACCCAUGA